This is a messenger RNA of Bursaphelenchus okinawaensis, 1746 nucleotides long. The record is from the annotation of a GenBank genome assembly. NCBI's taxonomy places the organism in Eukaryota, Metazoa, Nematoda, Chromadorea, Rhabditida, Aphelenchoididae.
AUGGCUGUUCCUCAAGAAACUAUCCAAAAGAUCGAAGAUGGCUACAAGAAGCUCCAGGUAAAGCAAAUUUUAUAUUGUAUUAGCUUUCAGGAUAGGUUAAUAUUCAGUUUUUGUAAUGUUGGGCUUAACUGACAUAACUGGAGAUGAUGUUAUUGGAGAUAGUUGUCUUGAUGGAUGAUAUUAUAGUAGAUAGUUGUCUUCUAGCCAAAGAUAAUAUUAUUGUAGGUAACUUGGAUGAUAUUAUAGUAGAUGGUGGUCCUGAUGGGCAAGUGUAUAGCUUUUUGCUGCUAUAGGGACCUUGUGAUACCUUUUCUAAUUCAAAAGUUCUUUAUGGACCUCUGGUAGCAUAAUAUAACUUGAAUCCUAAGGUGUAUACCUAGAAAAAUAUUGUUAUAAACCUCUAACCCUCCUUAACUUUCAGGAAUCCCCUGAAUGCCACUCCCUGCUGAAGAAAUACCUCACCCGCGAGGUCGUCGACCAAUGCAAGGACAAGCGCACCAAGCUCGGCGCCACCCUCUUGGACGUGAUCCAAUCCGGUGUUGCCAACCUGGACUCGGGUGUUGGUGUCUACGCUCCAGACGCCGAGGCCUACACCCUCUUCAAGCCAUUGUUUGACCCUCUGAUCGAGGACUACCACAACGGUUUCAAGCCCGACCAAAAGCAGCCCGAAACUGACUUGGGAGAGGGCAAGACCCACUUGUUGCCCGACUUGGACCCUGAAGGCAAAUACAUCAACUCCACCCGUGUUCGUUGCGGUCGCUCCCUUCAGGGUAAGAGUGUUGGUUGCUUUACGCUAUGUUAAAGCUUUAGGCGGACUGUUGUUCAUAUAAUUCUGAGCCCCGCGAAAAUUUGCUUUAAGAGGGGCACAUAAUUAUUUGAACAACCUAACCAAAUUUUUAGAGAUAAUUAUUAUAUUAACCAUGGUAAUCAUCAUGUCUUUGCAGGAUACCCAUUCAACCCAUGCCUCACCGAGGCCAACUACCUCGAAAUGGAAGGCAAGGUGAAGAAGGUGUUCGAAGAGAUUCAAGACCCCGAACUCCAAGGAACCUACUACCCACUCCAAGGCAUGACCAAGGAAAUCCAACAACAACUCAUCGCUGACCACUUCUUGGUAAGUAAGACUUGUAAAUUAGGUAAUAAUUGGCAAGAGGAGCGAAUUUUUCAACAUCAACUUAUUGCUAAAUAUAUAUUAAGCCUUUAAAAAUCCAUUUCAAAUAAUAAAAAUACUCUUUUCAGUUCAAGGAAGGUGACCGUUUCUUGCAAGAGGCCAACGCCUGCCGCUACUGGCCCGCCGGCCGUGGUAUCUUCCACAACAAGGACAAGACCUUCUUGGUGUGGGCCAACGAAGAGGACCAUCUCCGUAUCAUCUCCAUGCAGAACGGCGGCAAUGUCGGCCAAGUCCUCGAACGCCUGAUCAAGGGAGUCAAGACCAUCCAAGCCCAGGUACCAUUCAGCCGUGACGAGCGCCUCGGCUGGCUCACCUUCUGCCCCACCAACUUGGGAACCACCGUCCGCGCCUCCGUCCACAUCAAACUGCCAAAAACCUCGGCCCGCCCCGACUUCAAGUCCAUCUGCGACGGCCUCAAGUUGCAGAUCCGUGGUAUUCACGGCGAACACAGCGAGUCGGCCGGCGGUGUCUACGACAUCUCCAACAAGGCCCGUCUCGGUCUGACCGAGUUCGAAGCCGUCAAGCAAAUGUACGACGGUGUGAAGCAUCUCAUCGAGUUGGAGAAGCAAGCCUCUUAA